AUGUAUGUGCAUUGCCAGAAGCUGAACGAAGUCUUAACCACUGGGAUCGUGCAGGCAGCCCUGAGCACAGGCCGCAGAUGUUAUGUUCCAAGAGUUGAAGACCGCCAGGCGAACAUGAGCUUUUUGAAAAUAGUUUCCAUGGAGGAUCUACAACCUGCUCCACCGUUUGGAAUCUUGGAGCCUCAGGAGUGUGAAGAGAGCGGAGUUCCCCGAGAAAAUGCCCUGCAGGCUGAAGGCCCCUUGGACGUGCUGUUUAUGCCUGGCCUGGCAUUUGACCUCCAAGGAGGGCGACUUGGGAGGGGAGGAGGUUAUUACGAUUCGUUCGUGACAAGAUGCAAAUUGAGAGCCAAAGAGAAAGGAUGGGCGCCUCCUCUACUAGUUGCCCUUACGUUCCAGUGCCAGAUGGUGGAAGAGGUGCCCAUGGGCGGGGAUGACGUACACGUGGACGCAGUCGUGACGUCAGAGAAGAUUGUGUGGUGCAGCGAGAGGGGGGCUGCGGAAGGGUUUGGGCAGUAA
Molecule: messenger RNA, 516 nt
Organism: Ostreobium quekettii
Lineage: Eukaryota; Viridiplantae; Chlorophyta; Ulvophyceae; Bryopsidales; Ostreobiaceae
Source: the annotation of a GenBank genome assembly